AUGGAGAAUUCUUCUGGAAUUCAGAUUUGUGUCAAAAUAUUCGUCAGGAUUUCCGGCAGAUCACCGGAGAAAUUCCGUAACUUUUUUAUACGGAAAAAAAAACGAACAAAAAUAAGUAAAAUAAAAUCCUGCGACGAAUAUGCAGUCAAGAGCAGUAAUAUAAGCAUGGAUUUCAACACAUUAGUAUUGACUCUAUCAUGGCCACCUACAGUAUGUUACAAACAUUUGAAAAGUUCUCGAAACGGAUCUUGCAAAUUUCCACUAAAAAACCAGUGGUCCAUCCAUGGUCUAUGGCCAUCGAGAAUUGUGAGAAGAGCUCCAGAUUUUUGUAACUAUACACGCAAAUACAAUCCAGCUGAAAUAGAAACUUUAAUACCAGAACUUGAAAAAAAAUGGACAAACGUAUUGAACCGGAGUGACCCGCACUCCCUUUGGAAUCACGAGUGGUCAAAACACGGCACUUGUGCCAGUGCUGUUGAUUCGUUGAAUACUCAAUUCAAGUAUUUUAAUCAAACGCUUAAGCUUUUUGAUAAAUAUAAUAUAUAUCUCCAGUGCUUAGCAAAAAUGAAAUUGAGUUUUUUUAAGUAUGAACGAAUUGAAUUGUACUAUAAUCGCGCUGAUGAAGUUAGAGGCUACGCUUACCAGCUUAUAUCAGAAGCUAUACGUCAUGGACCAACUCAUGCAGAGGCAAUGGAGAUGGCCGAUUAUUGGAUCCUAGAAAAGCAGUACGUUCACAAUUCCCUGAAUAAAAAAAGGUUAACAAUUUAA
Molecule: messenger RNA, 768 nt
Organism: Cotesia glomerata
Lineage: Eukaryota; Metazoa; Arthropoda; Insecta; Hymenoptera; Braconidae
Product: ribonuclease T2-like
Exons: 4
Coding region: 1-768 (255 amino acids)
Biological process (GO): translation; RNA catabolic process
Cellular component (GO): ribosome; extracellular region
Molecular function (GO): ribonuclease T2 activity; structural constituent of ribosome; RNA binding
Source: RefSeq, a predicted model, not a curated record